UUGGAAUUUCCCACAAUUUUGAUUACAUUCUGAGCAAAAUGUUUUUACUGACAAGUCUUAAAAGCCAGACAAAAGUAGCUGCAUGGCGAGUUGUGGUCCGCACUUUAAAGGUCGCCGUUGUGGGCGCCGGAGGAGGAAUUGGACAACCGCUAUCGCUUUUGCUUCGUCGCUGUCCUGGAAUCGACGAGCUGGCUCUGCAUGAUCUCACCGAAAUGAAGGGUAUCGCUGCAGAUCUAUCCCAUGUCAGCCAAACGGGAAAUGUGGUAGGUUUUACCGGGGAACAGGAACUGGAGCCGGCGGUGAGUGGAGCUGAUGUGGUGGUCGUGGCCGCAGGAAUGCCUCGUCUGCCAGGAAUGCAAAGGGAUCACCUGAUGGCCGCCAAUGGGAAUGUUGCAGUGAAAGUGGCCACUGCCGUUAGCAAUGCCUCUCCAGGAGCUCUUCUGGCCUUCAUAACCAAUCCUGUCAACAUGAUUGUGCCCACGGCAGCUGAGGUUCUUAGGGCCCAUGGAACAUUUGAUCCUCGGCGACUCUUUGGCAUUACCACUCUGGAUGUGGUGCGUUCGAAAAAGUUCAUCGGCGACUCUAUGAACAUAUCCCCGGAUGAAGUUAACAUUCCAGUGAUUGGUGGUCAUGCCGGCAUCACAAUUCUACCGCUCAUUUCGCAGUGCCAGCCGAGAUAUAGACGUGAUCUCCAGGAGAUACAAAAACUGACUAAUCGCAUUCAGGAGGCGGGCACCGAAGUGGUCAAUGCCAAAGCUGGUAAAGGAUCUGCCACCCUAUCGAUGGCUUAUGCUGCAGCCACUUUCGUGGACUCUUUGCUGCGUGCAAUUGGUGGACAGGAGGAACUCGUCGAGUGCGCCUUCGUCGCCUCCGAACUAACCGAUGCCCCAUUCUUCGCUAGUCCAUUAAACUUGGGAAAGGAUGGGAUCAAGCGCUAUAUGCCACUUCCCCAGAUGAGUGACUACGAAAAGGAGGCCUUGGAAAAACUACUACCUAUUCUACGACAGAAUGCCGACGAGGGUGUCAAUUUUGCCAGAACGUUUUUGAGUGGACAAUCACGUGCUCCCGUUCCAGCGGCUUUGCCAUUGACUACGAAUUAAUAAAGGAGAAAGCAUUUAUA
Drosophila erecta is the source of this 1120-nucleotide messenger RNA. RefSeq names its product malate dehydrogenase, mitochondrial. Gene Ontology annotation, molecular function: L-malate dehydrogenase (NAD+) activity. The record is from RefSeq and is a predicted model, not a curated record. The transcript has a single exon. Bases 39 to 1100 code for a protein of 353 amino acids. Gene Ontology annotation, biological process: malate metabolic process; tricarboxylic acid cycle. Gene Ontology annotation, cellular component: mitochondrion; cytoplasm. Lineage: Eukaryota; Metazoa; Arthropoda; Insecta; Diptera; Drosophilidae.